This is a messenger RNA of Triplophysa rosa, 3874 nucleotides long. It is a transcript of the gene ap2b1, whose product is annotated as adaptor related protein complex 2 subunit beta 1. Bases 136 to 2991 code for a protein of 951 amino acids. The transcript has 22 exons. Gene Ontology annotation, molecular function: clathrin binding. Gene Ontology annotation, cellular component: membrane coat; clathrin adaptor complex. The record is from RefSeq and is a predicted model, not a curated record. NCBI's taxonomy places the organism in Eukaryota, Metazoa, Chordata, Actinopteri, Cypriniformes, Nemacheilidae. Gene Ontology annotation, biological process: vesicle-mediated transport; intracellular protein transport.
UCCGCUCCAUCUUCCAGCUCCAACCGUGUCUAACUAAACCGCAUCUUCCAUCUUCGCGCUGGGAAAGACUGCAUUAACAACACAUACUUGUAUUUCUCGUCAGUUCUUACAUCACUGAUUUGAGAAGCUGUCAAAAUGACCGACUCCAAGUAUUUCACCACGAACAAAAAAGGUGAGAUCUUUGAGCUGAAAGCUGAGCUAAAUAAUGAGAAGAAGGAGAAGAGGAAAGAAGCGGUUAAGAAAGUCAUUGCGGCCAUGACAGUGGGCAAGGAUGUCAGUUCCUUAUUUCCGGAUGUGGUGAACUGCAUGCAGACUGAUAACUUGGAGCUGAAGAAGCUGGUUUACCUGUAUCUUAUGAACUAUGCCAAGAGCCAACCCGACAUGGCCAUCAUGGCUGUUAACAGCUUUGUCAAGGACUGUGAGGAUCCAAACCCACUGAUCCGAGCAUUGGCUGUACGCACGAUGGGUUGCAUCCGUGUGGAUAAGAUCACCGAAUACCUGUGCGAGCCUUUACGGAAGUGUCUGAAGGAUGAAGACCCCUAUGUGAGGAAGACAGCAGCGGUGUGUGUGGCCAAGCUGCAUGACAUCAACGCCCAAAUGGUGGAGGACCAAGGCUUCCUGGAUUCUCUUAGGGAUCUGAUUGCUGACUCUAACCCAAUGGUUGUGGCGAAUGCAGUCGCAGCUCUGUCUGAAAUCAGCGAGUCUCACCCCAACAGCAACCUUCUGGAUCUCAAUCCUCAGAACAUCAAUAAACUCCUGACGGCUCUCAACGAGUGCACUGAGUGGGGCCAGAUCUUCAUCCUGGACUGCCUUUCCAACUAUAACCCCAAAGACGAACGUGAGGCCCAGAGUAUCUGUGAGCGUGUGACCCCUCGACUGUCUCAUGCUAACUCGGCCGUGGUGCUGUCGGCUGUGAAGGUACUGAUGAAGUUUCUGGAGCUUCUGCCUAAAGAUUCAGACUACUACAACACUCUGCUGAAGAAACUCUCCCCUCCUCUAGUCACACUGCUGUCUGGGGAGCCUGAGGUCCAGUAUGUGGCCCUCAGGAACAUCAACCUCAUCGUGCAAAAACGACCAGAGAUUUUGAAGCAAGAGAUCAAGGUGUUCUUCGUCAAGUACAAUGACCCCAUCUAUGUCAAGCUGGAGAAACUGGACAUCAUGAUCCGUCUGGCAUCUCAUGCCAACAUUGCCCAGGUGCUGGCUGAACUGAAGGAAUAUGCCACAGAGGUGGACGUAGACUUUGUUCGGAAAGCAGUUCGUGCCAUUGGCCGUUGUGCUAUCAAAGUGGAGCAAUCGGCUGAGCGUUGUGUUAGCACCCUGCUGGACCUCAUCCAGACCAAAGUCAACUACGUGGUGCAGGAGGCCAUCGUGGUCAUCAGAGACAUCUUUCGGAAAUACCCCAACAAGUAUGAGAGCAUAAUUGCCACUCUGUGUGAAAACCUGGACUCUCUGGAUGAGCCUGACGCUCGUGCGGCCAUGAUCUGGAUUGUGGGCGAAUACGCGGAGCGGAUCGACAACGCCGAUGAGCUCCUGGAGAGCUUCCUCGAGGGCUUUCAUGAUGAAAGCACUCAGGUCCAGCUGACUCUUCUAACAGCAAUAGUGAAGCUGUUCCUAAAGAAGCCCUCAGAGACUCAAGAGCUCGUUCAGCAAGUGCUCAGUCUUGCCACUCAGGACUCGGACAACCCUGACCUGCGCGAUCGUGGCUACAUCUACUGGCGUCUCCUGUCCACCGACCCCGUGACCGCUAAAGAGGUGGUGCUGUCUGAGAAGCCUCUGAUCUCAGAGGAGACGGACCUGAUUGAGCCCACCCUGCUGGACGAGCUCAUCUGCCACAUCGGCUCUCUGGCCUCCGUUUACCACAAACCCCCCAAUGCCUUUGUGGAAGGAAGCCACGGCAUUCACCGCAAACAUCUGCCCAUCCAGCACGGCAGUAUCGACACCGGGGAGAGUCCAGUCAGUGGCGGCCCGACUGCUUCCAUCGAUCAGCCUCAAGUCAUUCCAUCUCAGGGUGACCUCCUGGGAGACCUGCUUAAUCUGGACCUCGGUCCUCCGGUCAACGUGCCCCAGGUGUCUUCCAUGCAGAUGGGAGCGGUGGAUCUUCUCGGAGGUGGUCUUGACAGUCUGCUCGGGGGAGAUCUAGGAGGAGGUGUUGGGGGCAGUCCUGCUGUGGGCCAGAACUUCAUUCCGUCAUCAGUGCCCAACACAUUCGCUCCAUCUCCUACACCCGCUGCUCUCAGCAGUGGGCUCAAUGACCUGUUCGAGUUGUCCUCAGGAAUGUCCAGCGCUACAGGAGGUUACGUGGCGGUAAAAACCGUAUGGUUGCCGGCGGUGAAGGCCAAAGGGUUGGAGAUAUCUGGAACCUUCUCUCGACGUCAAGGACACAUGUACAUGGACAUGACCUUUACUAACAAAGCCCUGCAGCACAUGACUGACUUUGCCGUACAGUUCAACAAAAACAGUUUUGGAAUGAUUCCCACUACACCUCUCCCCGUUCACACUCCACUGAUGCCCAGCCAGUGCAUCGAUAUCUCCCUCCCUCUCAACACCAUCGGGCCUGUGAUGAAAAUGGACCCACUCAACAACUUGCAGGUGGCUGUGAAAAACAAUAUUGAUGUCUUCUACUUCAGCACGCUGAUCCCUCUUAGCAUCUUUUUCGUGGAGGACGGCAAAAUGGAGCGUCAGGUGUUCCUGGCCACAUGGAAGGACAUUCCUAAUGAGAAUGAAUUGCAGUACCAGAUCAAAGAAUGCCACUUAAAUGCAGAUAUGGUGUCAGGCAAACUGCAGAACAACAACAUCUACACCAUCGCCAAGAGGAACGUGGAAGGCCAAGACAUGCUGUACCAGUCGCUCAAACUCACCAACGGGAUCUGGAUCCUCGCUGAGCUCCGCAUACAACCUGGCAAUCCCAAUUACACGCUUUCUCUGAAGUGCCGGGCUCCAGAAGUCUCUCAGUAUGUGUUCCAGAUGUACGAUGCCAUUCUGAAGAACUAGACGUCUCCAGUCUCCUCCGUACCCAUGUGCCCCUCCCCAGGCAGUCACCACCAUUCCGUUGGCACAGGAUCCAGCUGCAGUUCACCAUGUUUUGAGUUUCACAAUAAGAGGAUCAUCUGCAUGUUCUGUCCUUGAUGUCGUUGAGAAAGUGUUGGAGGAGUACCGUUCCUGUGAGAUUAUAUAUUUUUUAUUUUGAAAGCGAAGCAUUAUCAGGUAUUCACCUGUGCACAUGCCCUGUAUUUGUCAUGUGUAACUAUUCCAGUAGGAGAAAAAUGUGUUUGAGCCAACAAGCCUUCAGGGUGAAUGAGAACGUAGGGAAGCAGGUGUCCGACAUGCAGGCACUUCCAGAAAUGUGUUGUAGGUGUAUUUUUGGAUAUUGUACUGUUUUAAUAGUAACCCCUCAGACGCCACUAUAUUCUGUUGUUCUAGUUGCCAUCCGUAUUGCAUUCUGGCAAUAUUUGCUUUCGUUGCUUUGUGGUACAUCUAUUUGAAAUCAGAUUUGCAUGCCUUGACCAACGUGAACGGAACAUUCCUUACAAUUUUUGUGUUACUUGUUCAUCUUAACCAAUUGAACUAACAUGCUGACGCUCAAUCUAUGUCUUACAGUGUUUCAACUGCUAUAAAUCAACUCUGUGUUAAAAAGACCCAAAACAUGUUUUCUGUCAAUCUUCUAAAAGUGGGUCAUCUCAUUCCCUGAAACCAUCCAUAUGUGAUUGUGCUCGUGAAAGUGAGUAGGACUUUUUACCAGAGGUGUUGUGCGGUAUCGUUAUGUUCCAUCCUUUGUAGUUUUGGUCUUGGGGAAAUAUUACUAACUCGUGUAUAUCAUUCUCAGCGCUACUUAAAUGCAUUUAUAUGGGGUUGCAAUAAACAAAAUCACCAAUAA